Molecule: messenger RNA, 3305 nt
Organism: Culex quinquefasciatus (southern house mosquito)
Lineage: Eukaryota; Metazoa; Arthropoda; Insecta; Diptera; Culicidae
Product: neuroglobin
Exons: 5
Coding region: 1389-2060 (223 amino acids)
Molecular function (GO): oxygen binding; heme binding
Source: RefSeq, a predicted model, not a curated record
UCCGACUUGGACCUGAUCAUUAUCUCAUUAUUCUCAUUUAUAACUGGUGGGAGGAGGAGGAACCACCUAUCGAUUUGAUCUAACUUGUGAACUAUUUAGAAAAAAUAAGAUAAUAAAACCAAGUUGCUCUCAGUUAGUGCAAAGUAGGCUACGAUCACGACUAGGUGAUGCUCUUUUAGUGCUGCGAAGACGACUGUGAUAAUUUGUAUCGCGUUAGGGGAUCUGGUUCGGAUCGCAGUGUGCCAUGCGAUGACCGCGCUGGUGUCGUUGCAAGGUGGAUACAACAAGCAAGUUUCCCAACGCCAAAACAAAACACCAGACAUAUUGCUGUCCAAAAGUUUGACCACCUGUUCAGCUCAAUCCUCCCACCAUGCGUCUCCAUCGCACACUCAGCAUGCCAUGACUGAUGGAUGAAGCUGCCGCUGCACCGCGCCAACUUGGAUUACAAACAGAGCGACAUAACUUCUUGCGGUUCAAGAGCACGCUUUUCCAACCACCACCCACAAUCCGCCUGCUCGGAUCCCCCAACGUUAUUUUUUUUUUCCUGUUGAUGAUGACGAUGAUGACGACUAUUUCAGGCAGGCUGAACUGAACUGACAACACAGCGGCGGUGGCAGUUAAUCAAUUUUUAAAGAGUCCCACACCAACGCAAAACGCACCAGCUGGCUGGCUCAAGCUUUUUCACGACGAAGAAGAGAGUGAGUGAGUGAGAGCGAGGAAGUGCGAGGGAGAGUGGAUCAAGAAAAGUGCACGGGGAAAACCAACAGCCGUUUGGUCCCGGGUUUUCCCAGCAAAUCCAGAAAACGCGAAGCAGGAAAAAGCAGUGCACACACGCGUGAGAGGAAGAGGAUCCAAGUGAGCGGUGAGCUCGAUGAGGACGAGCAGUGAGACAAUCAGCUGCUCACGCGCCAAUCGGAGAAGCCUACUACGACGACGACUACUGUGGGGGCUGUUUGUUUUCGGUGAGGUCGUUGUUGCUGACUGCCUGGUGGAUAGCGCCUACUGCGACGGCGAAUGUGUGUGUAUGUAAAGUGUUAUUUCCAAUUACGGCAAGUGUGCAGCAGCGAGUUCUAAAGUGAGGUGCUUUAAUUAGUGAGCUCGGUGAGGCCUUGGACCGGGGAAAAAGCGUUACCCUUGGUCCUUGGAUCCGCUUCAUCCGAAAGCAAGCAAGCAGAGCAAGUGGCAGAGAUGUUACCACAAGGAAGGUAGUUUGUGAUGGAAUUCAAGGGUUGAGGAAGUGCAGACGACGACGACGAGGUGAAACUAAUCGAUUAUAUCGGCAGAAGAAGAAAGGUGGGAAGAAAAGCAAACACAAACAGCCGAGCACAAACAAGAAAAACAAGCAAACAAGGAGCAGUAGCAGGUGAAGAAGGAGCAGCGUCGACACCAUGGGUUGUGAGCUAACGAAAUUAGCCAGUAGUAAUGGGGGUGGCUCCAAAGGUAACAAUGUCCCAAGUCUGGACGCCUGCGGACCACCUCCAACGGACAGCCGGUUACCGCUCACUGCCAAACAGAAGUACACGAUGGUGGCCUCGUGGAAGGGCAUCAGCCGAGCGAUGGAGACCACCGGGAUUGACAUGUUUAUCAAACUAUUCGAGGAACACUCCGACCUGUUGAACAUGUUCGCCAAGUUCAAAGAGCUCAAAACAAAAGAGGAGCAGGCCACGUCCGAGGAGCUGGCGGAGCACGCCAACAAGGUGAUGACGACGCUGGACGAGGGCAUCCGCGGCCUCGACGACCUGGACACGUUCUUCGAGUUUAUCCACCAGGUGGGGGCGUCCCACCGAAGGAUUCCCGGCUUCAAGCAGGAGUACUUCUGGAGAAUAGAGGAACCGUUCCUGUCGGCGGUCGAGAACACCCUCGGCGACCGGUACACGCAGAACGUCGAAGGAAUUUACAAGCUGACCAUCAAGUUCAUCAUCGAGACGCUGGUCACCGGCUUUGAAUCAAGUGCCAACAAUAACGACGAUGUCAACAAUGCAAACCUGGGGACGAGGUCCUCGACGGCGGCAACGGCGAAGGCGACGGCAAGUGGUUCCGAGGACAAAAAGACCUCUUGAACAACGUAACAAUAGACGGGGAGAAUCAUCACACACACACACACUCACAAGCCCAAACUAGUAACCUAACCUAACAAUCGAGAGUCGAGUCGAGAAGGUCGUCACUUUGAGUAAGUCAUACGAAUGAGAACGAGAACGAGAGAGAGAGAGAGAAAAUGCACCGCGCGCGUAUAUAAACCGUAAACGAGAGUGAGUUUUGAAUCAAAUGUGAGUUAUUUGUGCUAGGCGCAACGUCUCGCAACGUCAUUAUCGAAGAAACUGGGGCGUGAAACACACAUCCAUGUCCAAUAGAAGAGAGAGAGAGAGAGGAACAACACACACCCACACAUUGACAGACAAAGGAACAUCGCGAAACAAAAGACCGGACAAGAAGCACAAAAAUAAGCAGAAAGAAAACACAAACACAGUAAAAGUGUGUGUUUUCCAAAAAUAGAGAUAACACGAGCCCCACCUCCCUGAACUUUGUGCAAAACUCACAGGUCAUAGAACAGAAAUGAAGAAACACACACACAUAUUACACAAUCACACACUUUUGUAUACUAUUCUCAAAAUAUAACGAAACAAAAAAAGUAAGCAGAAAUGUGCAGGACACUCGAAACUUUUUGUAUGCAUUUAAACAUUUAUAAGAGCAGGAAAAUAGACUCAAACACACACACACAAGCCAAAACAUAGACAUACAGACACAGAAACAGGUUCGGAAACGAAAACUUUUCCUCGCCUGAACGGCCAACGGGAACAUACGGACGGACGGACGGACGGAACGGACCCAGCCCCAAACCCAACGUGUUCCAACGGGAGUGACGGGCGGUGUCAUAAAACCCCUGCAGAAACAAGAGACUAACUUUACUUUACUAUAUUGGAGCUGUUGGGAGAAAGAGAGAAAGAGUCAGAGUCCCCAUAAUACAUCUUCGUAUCUUCGUUUGGAACGGUCAUUUGAUAUCAUUCCCAACCACCCCACCGGAAAGUGUCAUGGGCGUGGGGAGGAGGUCCUGAUACUAAACGAGGAGGUAAAAGUGAGGUAUAUCGCGCACUCUAGCAGCAUAAAAGCGUUUUUAUUGAACAAACAUACGAUGGAUUGGUACCGCGGGAGAGGUGCAAACAGUAACGGUCGAGAGAAAUAUUACAUCGGUCUUGAAGCAGACUUUUUUUUAUUAUUUUAAACUGUCAAACAAACGAUUUGACUUUAGACAACUUUUAGUACCAUGACAUGCCGCAAUCUGAAAUGGGGGCGCUGCCGUCUUUUUU